AUGGCUGCCACCAAGGUUAAUUUGUUGGAUUACCUCCGUUCCAGGACUCAGAUUGAUUUUGACAGCUUCGAUAUUGAAGCGGCCAAAGAUAUAGAGAAAUUCGUUGACUGUACCUCAAACCAAUUUGAGUACUAUGCAGAGCUGGAAAAGCCCAGCAGAAAGGAGUUACUUGGAAAGUCAAUCCAGCUCGCUGCAAGUAUUCACGAGCAGUUUCCAACAGUGACAUAUGAAGAACUUGUCGUGGAAAUUGGGGCUAUCUAUUUAACAAUGGAAAUUUACCCUAUGGCCUCGGGUGAUAUGCAUGUGAUGGCCAAUCCGUGGUAUGCGUACUCGAAGCAAAAAGUCGUCGACACUGGAAAGCGACUACACCGACUGUGCAAAGAAAUCAACCCAUCCUUCGACCCGUCUCGUCUCGUAAUGAAAGUUCCAGCUACCUGGGAAGGCUUGCAAGCGUGCCGGGAAUUGAGAUAUUCUGGGAUAAAAACUCUCGCGACAACUCUGUUUACUAUGGAACAGGCUGUUUUAGCAGGUGAGGUGGGCUGCGUCUCGAUCUCCCCAUUUGUGCAUGAACUCAAGGCACUUUUUGACAACACGUACAAAGAUGGCCAUCCACUCCUUGACCUCUGUGUGAGAGCACAGCAGUGGUACGAAAAUCAAUCACUUGGAACUAAGGUCAAAGCGUGUGCUACUAUGGGUCUAGACGAGUUGUUGCAAUUGGCAGGUGUCGAUGCUCUCACGAUCGUGCCAGAUGACCUUCGGACCCUACGGUCGACUCAUAGGCCUGAUGAAGAAGUAAAGGCCCUAUCACUAUUUACAAAGAAAGCUGCCAUCAAGGAAAAAAUGGAAUACCCUUCCUACAUUGAUGACCAAGUCAAGUAUCGAAUGGACUUCGACGCCGCUGAAGGAGGGAACGCACAAUUCAAACUUGGACAGGCAAUUACCAUUUUCUGCGACUUUCAGAAGAAGGCCGAAAACCUAGUGAAGGUAGCCCAAGCCGGAUGUGUGUAGUUAGAGUUUCCACCAAUGGUACUACCUUGUUUAGGCGGCGGACUCUUCGGAAUUGAGAGGCCAACCAAUUGUUCAUUUUUACCACGUUUUAUCAAAUUGAAGCUUGAUUUUGCAUUUUU
Messenger RNA from Talaromyces proteolyticus, 1127 nucleotides. RefSeq lists its product as uncharacterized. Bases 1 to 1008 code for a protein of 335 amino acids. Gene Ontology annotation, molecular function: transaldolase activity. The transcript has 7 exons. NCBI's taxonomy places the organism in Eukaryota, Fungi, Ascomycota, Eurotiomycetes, Eurotiales, Trichocomaceae. The record is from RefSeq and is a predicted model, not a curated record. Gene Ontology annotation, biological process: pentose-phosphate shunt, non-oxidative branch; carbohydrate metabolic process. Gene Ontology annotation, cellular component: intracellular anatomical structure.